AUGUUUCCCACAAAAGUCAGUGCUCGGCAGACGUGGCGUUGCGCGAGGCCCGUCGUCGGCAGGGUCGCGUGGCAGCCGUGCCGUCGGUUCACGCCGCAGCCCAACGACCUCGCCAGACGGGUCUUCGACGACCCAGACACCUGGCGACAGUACAAGGACAAACGCCCCGGGCUGCCGUUUGGGUUCCACAACUACACCUCGGGCUCGGUGGGCAUGUUUCUGAACCCGUAUCUGAAGCGGCCGUCUGGGCUCCUGGAGUUUUGCAAAGAGUCUCUUCUCCGAGCUCGGCAACUCACCAUAUCCAUCAUAGCAGACGAUUCCGCCGCUGGCCUGCGCCAAUAUAUCAGAAACCUGGAUAGACUCAGCGACAUCCUGUGUCGUGUGAUAGAUCUGUGCGAGUUUGUGCGUGUGGCGCACCCCAACAAGGCGUUUGUUAACGCUGCUGCCGACUGCCACAAGGAGAUGUUUCGGUUCAUGAACGAGCUAAAUACGUCUGAGGAGAUGUAUCUGAAGCUCGAGCGCGUGCUGCACGACCCAGAGCUGAGCAGGGAGCUGAGCAUGGAGGAGAUCAGCGUGGGGAAGCUGCUGUACGCGGACUUCCAGAAGGCUGGGCUCGGGCUCGCCGGCGAGGGCAAGUCGACGUACGUGGAGCUGAGCCAGCACAUUGCCGAGGUUGGCCAGCAGUUUGCAGACGAGGUGUACGAGGUGGAGUCGGCAGAAGUGCUGGUUCCGAAGGCAGAGGUCCAGCCGGGCGAUUUCACACCAGAGCUCGAAAAAUACAUUCACGUGACCACCAAGGGCGUCAAGAUCCCGCUCUAUGGGCACGUUCCGAUGGAGGUUCUGCGGACCUGUCCGAAUAGAGACGUGCGGCGGCGUGUGUGGGUCGCCAUGCACACGGCGAAACCAAUCCAGCUCAAGAGACUGACGCAUUUGGUGAUCUACCGACGGCUUCUGGCUGCGCAGUUCCAGCACGACAGUUUCGGCGCGUAUCAGCUGAACGACAAGAUGGCGCGGUCGCCUGAGAACGUGCGGCGGUUUCUGGAGAAGCUGGCGUUGGAGAUCCGGCCAGAGGUCGAGCAGGAGCUCAAGGUGCUGGCGAAAAGCGUCAACAUAGAGUCCGACCCGAUCAAGGAGAUCAGGCCGUGGGACCGCGAGUAUCUGGCUGCGAGGUAUCUGAGCCGGCAGAAGAGCUCGAGCACCGAAGACAUCAGCGCAUACUUCUCUCUGGGAACCGUUGUGCAGGGUCUUUCUGAUUUAUUCAAAAGCAUUUACGGCAUCGAGCUGCGGCCGGCCAAAGUGCAGCCGGGUGAGGUCUGGGAGCCGAGUGUGCGCAAGUUCGAGGCCACGAGCGACACGGACGGUGUCGUGGGCAUUAUUUAUAUGGACCUGUUCUACAGGUCCAACAAGACGCUGAACCCGGCACAUUUCACCAUCUGCUGCUCGCGAAAAAUAUACCCACAGGAGCUGGACGAAAACGAUCCUUUUAACUUGAAACUGCCCACGGUCCAGACCAAGAAACAUGGCGACGACACGUUCCAGCUGCCUGUGAUCUCGCUUGUGUGCAAUUUCCAGCCCGAACACGUCCACGGGCACGCGGAAAAGUGUCUGCUCUCUCUCGCACAGGUGGAAACGCUCUUCCACGAGAUGGGCCACGCGAUGCACUCGAUGCUGGGGCGCACAAAUCUGCACAACGUCAGCGGAACAAGGUGUCCGACAGACUUUGUGGAGCUGCCGUCGAUUCUGAUGGAGUUUUUCGCCAAAGACGAGCGCGUGCUGCUCUCGUUCGCCCGCCACCACAAGACCGGCGAGCCGCUCCCACCGGCGCUGCUGCGCCGCCACCAGGCAGACCACUCGUUCCUCGACAAGUGCGAGACCUUCAGCCAGAUCAAGAUGGCGUUUUUGGACCAGCAGCUGCACGGAGCAAUCGACUUCAACUUCGACCCUCUGCGCUGCUACCACGACGUCGAGCGCCACUUCGAGGCGUUCAAGGACGACGAGUCGUCGUGGGUCGCCAAGUUCGGCCAUCUGUACUCGUACGGUGCGAUGUACUACUCGUAUCUGUUCGACAGAGUGAUUGCCACGCGGAUCUGGGAGCAUCUGUUUGCGGAAGACCCGUUCUCGCGCACAAACGGCGACAAGUUCAAGAACCAGGUCCUCAGGUGGGGCGGAUCGCGCGACCCGUGGGAGCUCGUGGCCGACGUGCUGGAGGCGCCGGCGCUGCGCCGGGGCGACGCUGCUGCGAUGGAGCUGCUGAGCCAUAACGGCGCGUCGAUCGACGCGCCGACGCACUAG
Ogataea angusta is the source of this 2292-nucleotide messenger RNA. RefSeq lists its product as uncharacterized. The record is from RefSeq and is a predicted model, not a curated record. Bases 1 to 2292 code for a protein of 763 amino acids. Gene Ontology annotation, molecular function: metalloendopeptidase activity. The transcript has a single exon. Gene Ontology annotation, biological process: peptide metabolic process. Gene Ontology annotation, cellular component: mitochondrion. NCBI's taxonomy places the organism in Eukaryota, Fungi, Ascomycota, Pichiomycetes, Pichiales, Pichiaceae.